This is a messenger RNA of Fimicolochytrium jonesii, 1275 nucleotides long. RefSeq names its product putative glycosyl transferase. Gene Ontology annotation, molecular function: alpha-1,6-mannosyltransferase activity. Gene Ontology annotation, cellular component: mannan polymerase complex. Lineage: Eukaryota; Fungi; Chytridiomycota; Chytridiomycetes; Spizellomycetales; Powellomycetaceae. The coding region runs from base 1 to 1275 and encodes 424 amino acids. Gene Ontology annotation, biological process: protein N-linked glycosylation. The record is from RefSeq and is a predicted model, not a curated record. The transcript has 4 exons.
AUGCGCGGCUUGUUCGUUACCGUCGUCCUUGGCGUCUUCUUCUUGUUGCUGCCAAUGACGACUAGGCAAGAAGCCAGGAGGAGGAAAGGGGAGUUGCCCCCGCUGAUCAAGGAAAGGCUGCCUUUUGUGGAAGGGAAAGGAGGAAGCUGGCGAUUACCUCCUUCGUGGCUGGCGGACCUCGCAACAAUGCCACUGCCCUCGAACAUUACACUAAACCCAUCCAACAUAAGGGAAGCAGUGUCGCUGGCCGUCUUCCUCUCUAGCGGCAAACCAGAGCGCCACAUACCUCACACCGAUAUCCCACUUAUAGUGCAUCAGACCUGGAAGACAACAAAGCCGGAAACCUGGCCCAGCAACAUGCUCGAAUGUGUAGAGGCGUGGUUGUGGGCCGCGGAGCCGCCAGCAACCAAUGCCCAUGAGUGGCCCAACCUGAGGGUGAAGGAUAGCCCGUGGGAUUGGUCCGAUGGCGUGGAUACGGCGUUCUUUUUGUGGGAUGACGAUGGGAUGGAGGAGACGGUUACGAGCUUGUGGCCGGAGGGGCUGGAGAUGUACAAGACUCUGCCGGCAAACGUGAUGAGGGCAGACACUUUCCGGGUUCUGGUGGUCAGACUUUUUGGAGGAGUAUAUGCCGACACCGAUACCAAACCUUUGCGGCGGCCUUCGCGCUGGGUCAGCGAAACGGAUAUCACUCCUUGGACUGAUGACGUGGGUCAGGCACAUGCAGGGUUGGGUGACAACCGAAUCAGGUUACUGGUCGGGAUCGAGGCGGACACACCGCCGGACUCCGAUGCAUAUUGGCGCAUGGGUUACGGGCACCCUGUCGAGCUUCUACAAUGGGCAUUAGCAGGCGCAGCGGGCCAUCCAAGCUUGAUCGAGAUGGUAGAGAGCAUUCGACUUGCGGCGGGAGAAAUGGCGAAGGAGGGCACAUUGGCCAAAGCGGAUGCGUUGCAGUUGACGGGACCGUUCCGAUGGACGGACGUUGUGCAGGGUUACUUGGCGCAGGAACCGGGUUUCGAAUGGAACUCGCUUACUGGGUUGAAGGACGGAGGACGGUCGAAGGUGGUCCGUGAUGUCCUGGUGUUGCCAGUUACGGGAUUCAGUCCUGGCCGGUCUUCUGUUUUCGGCAAUAUGGGCAGCAAACCAGUGAGCGACCCUGACGCUCGAUUGCUCCAUCAAGCGCAAGGAACGUGGAAGCACACGUCUGCCAAAGUAGAAGUCGGCAAGCUCUGCAGAACACUGCUUGGCCUAUGCAGAGACUGGCCCACAGUUGCAUGA